Messenger RNA from Drosophila montana, 587 nucleotides. RefSeq lists its product as uncharacterized. The coding region runs from base 75 to 470 and encodes 131 amino acids. The transcript has 2 exons. The record is from RefSeq and is a predicted model, not a curated record. Lineage: Eukaryota; Metazoa; Arthropoda; Insecta; Diptera; Drosophilidae.
ACUGUGAGUCAAUUUGCUUCGUUCAGUCGCAUUGACAAGCUCUAAGUGAAUAGUUAAAGCAAAAUAUCAGCAACAUGAAAGCUAUUAUCAUAUGUUGCUCGCUACUGGGUCUGGUGCUGUUGAGUGGUCAGUCCCGCGCCACCGACUGCGACGAGGUCAAGAAUCCAGACGACAGCGAUUUUAAAAACUUUUUUAAGACCUUUGGCUGCAAGGUGAAACAGGGUGCUGGGGAGGUCGCCGAUGCGGCUAGGCCCUAUGCUGAAAAGAUUGGUGAAGGUGCCAAGGAUUUUUCUAGCUCUGUUGCGCAGAAAUAUGACGAGCUAAAACAUCGCCUCACCGACGACGUCUCCACACCAAAGUCCCCGAUCACUGGAAUCCCCGAUGCGCCCACAGAGCGUGUGCCUCUAGCUCCUAUUGCUCCAUCUUAUCCAGCUGAUAUUGCGAGCAGUCCCCAACCCAUUGCUGGAUAAAUAUUUUGAAACGCAUUUCCCACAUUUACAGGACUUACGUUUUUUUGGCUUACUUUUUUUUUGGCAUUCUUUUUCAUUUUUAUAUUUUUGCCCAACAAAUACAUCAAUUUAAGCAAA